Molecule: messenger RNA, 1975 nt
Organism: Ectocarpus sp. CCAP 1310/34
Lineage: Eukaryota; Phaeophyceae; Ectocarpales; Ectocarpaceae
Source: the annotation of a GenBank genome assembly
AUGUACGAGGCAGACCUAGGUCGGGUCAUGUCUGGAGCGGAGAAGGCUCCCACGGUGGCGGAGGAUGCCGACGCCGCAGCGACCGCGACGUACGAGAGGAAGCUACAAAAGUUCCAAGAAAAGAAUGGCAAACUCUACACGCGGCUUCUGCUGGCUACGUCGGACUGCCCGGAAGGAUACUCGAGCCCGGCUUCGCAGGUAGUGCAGUCGUUUGGGCCUGUCGGGGACGAGGAGUUCGGUGACGGUCGAAGUGCUUUUGUAGCGCUCGAGCAAAAGUACCGUGUCGAUGGGACUUUCAGAAUGCAGCAGCUACACGAUGAGUUGGCCGCCGUCGCGGUCACCGCUGCUGACAAGUACGAUCCGGCUCGCGCAAUCCAACAAUUGCGCCGCAUCUUUCACGAACUCGGCAAACUCGGAGACACAGUCGUGAAACAACGGCAAGCACAUGCCAUCCUAAAGGCCCUGCCCGACAACCAAUACGGCUCGUUCAAGACUGUACUGUUGGUAGAGUCGCCCACUGUUGGUAGCGAACCACAAAUGGUUCGACGAACGGCUCGUCGAACCGUGAAUUACAGCAGCGGCGGCGGAUCGGCCGGCAACGCUGGAGGCGGCAGCGCGGGAAAUGCGCAAGGUGCUCGCGGGAAUUAUCGCGGCAACAACGCCUCCGGUGGCCGAGGUAAGGGCCAGGACACCGGUCGGAACCGAAAAGGGCGCUGCCGCUACUGUCAUAAUUCGACAGAGCACGGGUGGCACAACUGCCCGCUCCGCCUGAGGCACGAGGCGGAGGAAGCCACUGAACAGGCUGAUACUCACCACACUCAAGACUCCACCACUCAGGCAUGGUUCACGCGGGUGGAGACUGAAGGCGAUGUGCUGGAGGACUACGCCAUCUCUUUCGGAAAAGACGUGCAGGUGCANAGAUGCACCUGCUGCGGCGCAGCCAGAGGAGCGCGCUGCUGGUGACACGCUGGUGCAAGACGCGCCGGUGCCGACGCUGCAGGAUGCACGCGUUGUGUAUGACCCGCAGGUACUGGACACACCUGCUGCAGCGGUGGUCUAUGACCCUGCUGCCAACGGAUAUUCUCAGACGGAGGAGGCGCCUGAGGACACCGAGCUCGUUGCGUUCAGCAGCGUGUUUCAGGUGGACAAAGAGAAACCGCAGGUCGUUGAUGAUUCCGCCUGCUACAUUGAUUCCGCCGCGUCCAGCCACAUGGUGGAUGAGCAGUCUCGCUUGUCCCAUCACGUCCUCAAUCCGGUAGAUUGCGCUGUGCGCAUUAUCGGGUCGUGUGGCACAUCCGACGCAACCAAGAAAGGUACCCUNUCAGGUGACUGCGGUGUUUGUGCAGUUGGUGACAGUAAGAAGGGCAGCCACCCCCCGUCUAACCGUCCCCUCUUGGAGACUCGGCUGGAAAUUCUAAUUGCCGAUACGUGCGGGAAACAUCCUAUUGCUACAUACGGGGGUGGCCAGAGUGCCGUGAUGUUUACUGAUGACGCUACUCGCAUGAGGUUCGGCUACCUACUCAAGACGAAAGACGAAACGGCCGAAGCUCUUCAAACUCUGGUUCGGGACGAGGCCGACCCGCUUGGUCAGAGCAUCGGCACGGUGCACUGCGACGGGGGAGCGGAGUAUUUGGGCAAGUUUCUGGCGCUAUGUAAGUCGCUCGGAAUCAAGCUCACGAAUAGCCCUCCCCUAUGUCCCGCAAUGGAACCCCAUCGCCGAGCGUGGAUUUGGUACCAUCAUCGGCACUGCCCGCAAGCUUCUCUUGGGAGCACCGCACCUUCCUCAACAGCUGUGGGGGGAGGCUUUCAUGACUGCAAUCUACCUCAAGAAUCGGACCCCGACCGAAGUCCUGGGCGGCAAGGCACCACUCGAGGUAUGGGAGGGGAAGCCGCUCGGAAAGAUGCUUCACAUCCACGAGUGGGGGUCGCUGGCUUUUAAGCACGAAGAGUUACGCGCCCGGUCGAACAAGUUGGC